CUUAGAUUUAAACUUUGUACUUAACGCUAGUCCCUUCAAAGUAAUACAUACGUAUUUACAUAAACUUACCUGCACAGACCUACAAUUAGGUAACUCAACUUAUCAGCUCGGAAGGCCACCAAACCUAACAAUCCCUGGCCUCCAUUUGUCUGCCAACACUUACGUAUCCAGCUUGUUAAGUAUCAACCUAAAGCACGGUGCCUUUAUAAUCCUCAAAGUUAUAUUUAAACUGUUGCAGGUAGUGGCAUGUUGAAAAUUCUAUAACACGACUCCAGCGGCAAGAAGAAGAAAAAGAAGCUACAUAGCAUCUCGGAGCCUCAGAACUACAUAAUUCAAACUCCCAACCCCAAAAGACAACACCGGCUUACAAGGAAUCGCUAAUUCAUACGACGUAUGGGGCACUGAUAUCAAAUCAUACAAAUUUUAUCCUACGCUCAGUCGUACAUAUCGAGACGAUGGCAACCAACGGCGAUAUCGAUAUAGGCCAGCUCUCUCCGGAGCAGCAAUCGGCCCUCGAGCAAUACACCCAGGUCACAGCACAAGAUAUUAAGGAUGCGGUGCCGUUGUUAGAGAGGUCGCAAUGGAAUGUGCAAAUAGCAAUAGCCAAGUUCUUCGAUGGCGAAGGUCCCGAUCCCGUAGCCGAAGCUAUGGCCGCUCAGAACGAUAUUCCCCGACAAGCAGCCAGACAUGAAAACCUACAAGAAAGCUUCGCAGCAUCCGCGCGGCCUUCCGGACGCUCAGUACCACGAGCCAGACCUGAUCCUGCACCGAGGAUAGUACCUCAACCUCAGACGACCACUCGCCUGCCUUUUAUCCUGUCUAUCCUAUUCGCUCCCUUCAACUUCGGAUACAAAGCCGUCUCGACGCUCUUUCGCACAUUCAUGUACAUCUUCGCGUUUCUCCCCGCAUCCAUACGGCCCCGCAUGAUAACCACGAGCAUGACGAGCGGGUGGAAGGGCACCAUGGGCCGGCGCAUGCUGAUGCCGCGCGAUACCGCCUCCCGGUUCAAGCGGGAAUUCGAAGAGGAAUACGGCAACGACAGCCUGCCCUUCUUCGAGGGCGGCUUCGCGCAAGCCCUCGACCUAGCCAAGAAGGAGCUCAAGUUCCUCCUAAUAGUACUCAUGUCGCCCGAACAUGACGACACAGAAUCCUUCACGCGGGAGACUCUACUCUCGCCUGACGUCAUUAGCUUCAUCAACGAGCCCAGCAACAACAUCGUUCUAUGGGGCGGCAACGUCCUCGACUCCGAGGCAUAUCAAGUCGCCGCCGAGUACAACUGCACCAAGUUCCCCUUCUCAUGCCUAGUGUGCCUGACCCCUAAAGAGGGCAGCACCCGCAUGAGCAUCGUCAAGCGACUAACCGGACCCAUACCCCCCGCAACUUACCUCGCCGAGAUCCAAACCGCAAUCAACAAGUACGCCCCGGACCUAGCCGGCGCCCGCGCCGAGCGCACCGCCCACGAAGUCGCGCGCACCCUACGCACCGAGCAGGACUCGGCGUACGAGCGCUCCCUAGCCCGCGAUCGCGAACGCGCCCGCCAGCGCAGGGAAGCCGAAGCUGCCGCCGCCGAGGCCGAGCAGCGCGCCAGAGAAGAAGCCAAAGCCGCAGAGCGCCGCGCCGCCCAGCGCCAACAGUGGCGACGCUGGCGCGCGUGUACCGUGGCCCCCGAGCCCGAAGCUUCUGCCAAGGAUGUCGUGCGGCUCGCUCUCAAGAUGCCCGACGAAGCGGACGGGCGGAUCGUGCGACGGUUCGCGGGCACGACUACGGUAGAGGAGUUGUAUGCUUUUGUGGAGUGCUACGAUCUACUUAAGGGAGGAGAGGAGCUCGAUGACGAUGUGGAGGAGCCGGAGGGCUAUGAGCAUGAGUAUAAGUUCCGCAUUGCGUCGCCCUUGCCCCGAGUUGUCUACGAGCCGGAUGCUACUGCUACGCUGGCGGAUACGAUUGGCAGGUCUGGUAACCUGAUUGUCGAGAGUAUAAUCUCCGAUGAGUCGGAUGAUGAUCAGGGUGCGGUGUAGAAUAGAUACAAACUUACUUAAUAUGUCUAGCAGAAUAGAACUAUUAUAUGAGUACCUAAC
Messenger RNA from Daldinia loculata, 2075 nucleotides. RefSeq names its product UBX-domain-containing protein. Lineage: Eukaryota; Fungi; Ascomycota; Sordariomycetes; Xylariales; Hypoxylaceae. Gene Ontology annotation, cellular component: endoplasmic reticulum. Gene Ontology annotation, molecular function: ubiquitin binding. The coding region runs from base 456 to 2015 and encodes 519 amino acids. The record is from RefSeq and is a predicted model, not a curated record. The transcript has a single exon.